This is a messenger RNA of Tetranychus urticae (two-spotted spider mite), 2643 nucleotides long. RefSeq names its product transcriptional corepressor CBFA2T3. Gene Ontology annotation, cellular component: nucleus. NCBI's taxonomy places the organism in Eukaryota, Metazoa, Arthropoda, Arachnida, Trombidiformes, Tetranychidae. Gene Ontology annotation, biological process: negative regulation of DNA-templated transcription. The record is from RefSeq and is a predicted model, not a curated record. Gene Ontology annotation, molecular function: transcription corepressor activity.
AAUCAUGCAAAAGUACAAUGUCUGUGAACCCAAAACUUAACCGGUUAACCCGGUCAACCAGGUUAAAACUGGUUAACCUUUUGUUUUGUUUUAUUAACAGUUAGUUAAUAUCACAAUUUUAAUAAUGAUAUUAAUAAUACAAUUUAUCAGCUGCCCAAUGACAAAACAAAUCAACCAACGCCAUUUACUCCUCUUUCCCUUUUUUUCAUAUGUAUACACAAUGAGACAGUUUGCUUAAAUUGUUUUCAAUUCAUCUCCAAACAACUGUGCUAUUUCAUCUUUCUCACUCUUACCAUCAUCACAUCAUCUUCAUCCUUCUUAUCAUCUUUGUCAUCCUCAUCAGCAUCUACAGCAAUAUAUCCAUGUAACUCCUUUGGCCUGGGCAUUUUACUGUGUUUCUGUCUUAUUUGUCUCUUCUGUCUUCUUCCGUUUAUAUUUCUCUCUCUUUUUUUUAUCAGCCCCAUCUUCCUCUUUUCCUCUCUCUCUCUCUUUCUAUCUUCAUUGCCAUUCGUUUAAGCACGAUGAAUACUGUUAACUGCGUGUGUUUACAGCAUCUGCUUUCCAGUUUGGAAAAAUAUGUUAUCCAGUCAGCAACCUGGUAAAAGGAUGAAGCGGUCCUAUGGAGAGGACAUUUCCAGGGAUAUGGAAGAAGAAUGGAAAAAUAUUUAUACGAUGCUUAAUUGUAUUAUGGGAAUGGUUGAGAAAACAAAACGAGCUUUGGCUAUUCUUCAACAUCGAAGCUUUGAGUAUGCAUCAAUAAACUCUCUUCCCAUUUGGACGCCUCCUGGAACAACGCUUCGUAAUCGACUCAAUGUUCCUCCACCACCAUUGGAUCCUUCAUCACACUCUGGCCUCGAUGUACAUGAGCUUAGAAUAUCCCGUGAACCUUUACUAACCACAAUACACUUCGCUAAGUCACCAAACCACCCAUCAGAAGUUGAUAGAGCGAUGGCUUCAGCGGCAGCCCAAGCCGCUGCAGAUUCAGCAAGAAGAACAAGAUUAACGGGUAACAAUCAUUUCGAAGUUGUUAAUGACGCUAAAAGACAGGCAGUUGUUGAACUUCAUAAAGCUAUGACAGCAGCAGAAAGUAAAGCAAGUGAAAUAGUUAAUGCUGAGCGAGCCAAAAUGGAAAGAAUGUUAAGCGAAGCGCGACGUCAAGCUGCUGAAGAUGCGAUAGCUGUUAUGAAUCAUCAAGAGGAUUCUGAUGAAAAUUGUUGGAAUUGCGGGAGAAAAGCAAGUGAAACUUGCAGUGGAUGUAACAUUGCCAGGUAUUGUGGGUCUUUUUGUCAGCAUAAGGAUUGGGAAGGUCAUCAUAAAGUUUGUGGAUCAUCAAGUCACCGUGAAUCUGGAUCAAUAAUGAAUGGUCACCAUGUAAAUGUAACAAGUUCUCGAAGUGAGGCCAAUAGUUCGCCCUCAGCAUCACUGCCUACAACAACCAUGGACUUGAAAAAGUCAAAAGAAUCAAAUAAUUUAAGUUCAAACGAUUCAAACUCAAACGGAUCAAGAUCUAGUCCCAUUGGAAACGGAGUAUCAGUCAUAAAUGGAGAUGUUUGUGAACUAUCCGAGUGAUUUAAAACUGUUUAGGCUCAAAAAAUUAUAUCAAUUUAUUAAAUUAUUGUUGGAAGGAAAAGAAUUCUGAGGAGGAAGAGGAAAACAAAGAAAUGUUGAAAAACCGAUCGAUUGAUGGACAUGUUACGCUAAACCAGAUAUGGGACAUCAUUAUAUAUUUAAAUAUAUAAUUUAAGCUGAAAAUUCAACAACAUUGAGAGUUAACAUCAUAAUUUAAAUCAACAACUAGUCAAUGGUUAUGAGACAAAACGACGAUGGGCUUUAAGCAACCCUUGAAUUAUUGUGGAGAUGAUAAACUCUAAACUUUACCUCAAAUUGAAUGCUCAUCGUAUCGAUGAAACUUCAAAAUAUCAUAUUUUUCGUUCAUCUUUGAUUUAUCUCUUCAUCAUUAUUUCUUUCCUUUUCAUUGUUCACUUUCUCAUUCUAUUUCACCAAUAUGUUUUCAUCAUUCUGAUCUACAUCCUCGUUUUUCAUCGUUGAUCAUCUGGACGAAUGAAGAUAUAUAACCAGUCUACAUCAUCUUUUUUUUACCUCAUCGCACAAUCAAACAGACAAUUUGAUUCACAUUGGUUGACUUUGAUUGUUUUACUCACUUUAUUGUCUCACUUUCCUCACAAGCCAUCAGGAUUCAAUCUUUCAAGCAAACAAGAAACACUUUCAAUUCAUCUGAUUGUCAACGAUGAAAAUAUCAAGUCAGAAUAAUAUAACACCAUCGAUUUCAAAAUCAUGUUAUUCUUUGUUUGGUUCAAACAACAACAAAAAUAGCUACUAUGCUGCUGAUCAUGUGAUCUCAACCUUUUCUCCUAUCUUUCUUUUGUAUUUUUCAUUUCUUCAAUUCUCAUGAAUGUUAAAUUUGUUCUAAAUUAGAUUGUAAUCAGAGUAAUCUUCUGUAUCAAGUGAUAAUUGUAAUUUGACCAAAAAAUGAGAGAUAAUCCUGAACAAUCUCACUUGUAAAACCUUUAUUGGAAACAAAAUGAAUACCUUUCCCUAAUUUUCAGGCUAGUCAGCUAUUGUUUCAAAUUAUAUCUUAGUAGAUAAACUAAUUAUUAAAAUUAAAAUUGCCAGUUCAAUUAA